Messenger RNA from Camelina sativa (false flax), 1185 nucleotides. Lineage: Eukaryota; Viridiplantae; Streptophyta; Magnoliopsida; Brassicales; Brassicaceae. The record is from RefSeq and is a predicted model, not a curated record.
AUGGCUUUAUCUCCGACUCCGAGCACCGGGUCCGACGUGUUUGUGAGUUUCAGAGGGGAGGAAAUUCGCAGAGUUUUUGUCAGCCAUAUCUACCGUUCGUUGGAACAAAAGGGCAUUCGAACUUUCAAAGGUGAAACCGAGCUGAACCUGGAACCCUCUGAGAUUCAUCUGGCGGCUAUCCGAGCCUCGAAAGUUGCAAUCGUCGUCGUAUCUAAGAACUAUGUCUCUUCGCCUUCGGUCCUGAGAGAGCUCGAAGAGAUUCUAAAUUAUCUGCGUAACGGUUACCUUACAGUCUUUCCAGUCUAUUACGGAGUAGAUGACUCGGAUGUUAAAAGACAGGCCGAAGAAGUCUGCACUGAUCAGGUGGAAUUAUCGGCGACGGCGUGGAGGAAUGCACUGAUGGAGCUGGCAUGCAUCUCCGGCGAGCAGUCAAACAAUUGGCAUUGCCUUGAUAGGGAGGAUGAUGCGGAGCUGAUCCUGAAAAUCACAAAUGACAUUUGGGAUAAGUUGACCUCUUCUAGAUUCCGUGGCCUUGUGGGGAUGGAUCUCCGCAUGAGACGACUUUAUGAAUUGUUGUGUUUGGAUGCUAAGUAUGAUGAAGUACGCGAGAUUGGCAUUUGGGGUCGGGCAAGUCUUGGCAAAAGAACGCUUGCCAAGAUUGUGUAUCAAGAGAUAUCUCACUCUUUUGAUGUCUCUUUUCAAGCAUCGGGUAGUCUGCACAUGAUCUCCCCUGAUGACACAGCAUGGCUCACAGACCAAAGAGUACUUCUCGUUCUUGUCGGUGUUGAUAUAAUUGAAAAACUAGAUAUCCUUAGGGAGUACAUUAAACUGUUUGGUCCAGGGAGCAGAGUCAUUGUAACCUGCCUAGACAAGAAGUUGCUUCUUGCCUGCGGGGUAACACUUUUGUACCAAGUUGAAUCCCUAGAAUUCUAUGAAGCUCUAGAACUCUUGAACCUCCACGCUUUCAAGGAUAUUGCUCCUCUUGAAGGUUAUGAACAGUUCUUAGCUCGUGCGAUUAAGAUUGGCAAUGGUUAUCCUUCAGUGAUUGCUGCAGUCGGCUCAGAAUUAUGUGCUAAACCUAAAGAAGAGUGGGAAACAAUAUUGUCCAGAUACGAGCAAUCAUCUGAUGAAUGCACUACAGGAACAGAGAGAAGUAGCUCUGAUGCGUCAGUUGGAUCUCGGUAG